Molecule: messenger RNA, 2678 nt
Organism: Neoarius graeffei (lesser salmon catfish)
Lineage: Eukaryota; Metazoa; Chordata; Actinopteri; Siluriformes; Ariidae
Product: serine/threonine-protein kinase D3-like
Exons: 19
Coding region: 105-2540 (811 amino acids)
Biological process (GO): protein phosphorylation
Molecular function (GO): ATP binding; protein serine/threonine kinase activity
Source: RefSeq, a predicted model, not a curated record
UGAAGUACGCCUCACAAAAGGAAACCAGUGUGACAUGCGAAAGCAGCAGAAAACAAAGAAGACUUCAGAGAGGUGUUGUUUCUCCCUUGCCAAGGUGAGAGAAAAUGGCUGCUGGGGUGGAGCAGGAUACCGUGGACUCUGGCAUUUCUAGUUGCUUUUCAAGGAUGUCUGUAGGGACAGAGUCUGUCCCCGAAGGACCCAUCAUCGUCCACUUCCAAAUGGGUCUGUUUAAAGAAAGGGUCCCGGUGUACGAGGGCCGGCUGAGUUUCAAAAGCGCCAAGAAAAUAGCAGCAGAAAUCAUUGAGAAGAAGGCCCCUGAUUGGAGUAUAAUAGGUCUUGGUGAGAAACUGUUACUUUUCCGGCAUGAUCCCACGUCUGAGCAGCUCCUCCACAGACUCUCAGAGCAACACGACCUGCAUGAUGGAGACCUGGUGGAGGUGGUACUUGCUGCUUCUGCGUCACUGACUGAGGUCAAGUUUCGCCCACAUUCUUUGGUGGUCCAGUCUUAUCGCACACCUACGUUUUGUUACCACUGUGGUGAGAUGCUUUGGGGGCUCAUCCGACAGGGCUUAAAAUGUGAAGGUUGUGGAUUAGAUUUCCAUAAACGCUGUGCACUGAUGUUGCCUAAUGACUGCUCACGUGUGUACCGACCAUGCGGCCCCAGUUUGUCACUGUUCCCUCCCUUGCGUCCCCGUUCCACCUCCCUCAGCAACCACACUGGAGGCAGUCUGGAGGAGAUCAGUCUUUCCAAGCCGUCACGCUCUCGGCCCCCAUCGUGGGCAGACAGGCCCGUGUGGUUGGGGCUGUGCGAUGGAACUAAAGGAGGCAGACCCCUGGUGCCACACACCUUUCACAUCCACACAUACACCAAGCCUACAGUGUGUCAGCACUGUCACCGGCUGCUGAAGGGUCUGUUCCGCCAAGGCCUGCAGUGCUCUGACUGCAAGUUUAACUGUCAUCGCCGCUGUGAGUCUCAGGUUCCACCGGACUGUAGAGGGGAACGAGCCAAUGGAGAAGAGAGCAACUCAAACCAGAAGCCUGAAUCUGAGGAGGACAUUGCUGUGGUAACAGUCAACGCUAUUUAUGAAGAGUAUCCCUUUAAAGCGCGACCUCACGUUGAGGACUCUGCCGAACAACCACCAAUCGGUCCAUGUUUCAGCAGUAAUAUCCCCUUGAUGAGGGUGGUGCAGUCAGUUAAACAAACUAAGAGGAGAUCCAGUGGAAUAUUGAAGAAAGGCUGGCUGUUGCACCAUACCAAUGUAGAUACACUGAGAAAAAGGCACUACUGGGUUCUAGAUGGGAAAAGCAUCACACUGUACCAGAACGAGAACAGCAACAAGUACUACAAGGAGCUGCCUCUGUCUGAAGUGCUGCAGGUUCAAGGUUCAUCUCAGCUCACUGUUACUGUGCAGUCGGAUGACGCUGGUCAUUCAUUUGAGCUGCUGACGAGUUCUGUGGUCUACUGUGUGUUCGCAAAUACAGAAGGAGCAGCCUGGGAGUCGGCCAUCAGACUCGCGCUCAUGCCUUUACAGAGCAUUGGCCUCAGCACAGCAGGGCCUGCAGAUGAUCGAGCCAUCAGUGAAGAAAUCCAGGAUAUUAGUUUGCUGUAUCAGGUUUUCUCUGAUGAAGUGUUGGGAUCAGGUCAGUUUGGAGUGGUGUACGGAGGUACUCACAGGCAGACGGGACGACCAGUAGCCAUUAAGGUCAUUGAUAAAACUCGCUUCCCGGCCAAGCAGGAGAGACAGAGCAAAAAUGAGGUGGCAAUACUGCAGAGUCUGUCCCAUCCUGGAGUCAUUGUACUCGAAGGCAUGUUUGAGACACCUGAACGGACUUUUGUCAUCAUGGAGAAGCUCCAUAGCGACAUGCUGGAGAUGAUUCUGUCCAACGAGAACGGACGUCUUCCUGAACGCACCACGCGCUUCCUUGUUAUGCAGAUUUUGGAGGCUCUGCGCUACCUGCACAUGAGACACAUCGCUCACUGUGACCUUAAACCUGAGAACGUGCUGCUUGCCUCACCAGAUCCUUUUCCUCAGGUGAAACUGUGUGACUUUGGUUUUGCGCGGAUCAUCGGUGAGAAGUCUUUCCGGCGCUCGGUGGUGGGUACGCCGGCGUAUCUUGCCCCCGAGGUGAUCAGCAGCCAUGGCUAUAACCGCUCCCUGGACAUGUGGGCUGUAGGGGUGAUCCUGUAUGUCAGCCUGAGCGGCACGUUUCCCUUCAACGAGGAUGAAGACAUUCACCAGCAGAUCACUAACGCUGCCUUCAUGUACCCACGUCAUCUGUGGGCCCUCAUUUCUCUCGAGGCGGUGAGUUUGAUUAAUAACCUGCUGCAGGUGGUGGUGCGCCGCAGGUUCAGUGUGGGGAAAGCUAUGGGACACCCCUGGCUCCAGAACUUCCAACUGUGGUGUGACCUGCGUCAGUUUGAGCAGCGUCUGGGUUGCCGUUACCUCACUCAUGACUCGGAUGAUGAGCACUGGAGAUGCCACGCUCAGGAGAAAGGCCUCCGUCUCCCUCCACAUCUACAGACAGAGCAGGGACACUAACACACACGUACACUGGACACCUCAGUUUGAUCAGGAGACCUGUGACUGUGGCGUGUGGACUGUACAGAAUCCAGUGCCCUGAUGUGAUGUACAUUUUAUGCACACUGACUAUUUUUAAUAAAAUGAUGCAAAACUCUG